GAGACUGGAAAAAAGGAUGGGGCUCAAAGCUCUCCUUUUUGGGCUACUGUGUGUUCUCUUUGCCUCUCAUAUUUAUGUACCUGUACCAGGCAACAUUGAAGAAUAUUGGAAAGUAAUGGCCUUGGAUGCAAUUGCUAAAACUUGUACAUUUGUGGCUCUGUGUUUUGAAAAUAUAGGUAUUAUGAGAUAUGAAGAGUUUAUGUCCAUGAUAUUCAGGCUGGAUUAUACCCAACCACUUUCAGAUGAAUACAUCUCUGUGACUGACACAGCAUUUAAUAAUAUCCCAGUACGCUUGUACUUGCCAAAGAGAAAGUCAGAAACCCCAAGAAGAGCUGUAAUCUACAUUCAUGGUGGUGCAUUUUGUUUUGGAAGCUCUAAGCAGAAGGCUUUUGACUUCCUGAACAGAUGGAUGGCAAACAAACUUGAUGCUGUUGUUGUGGGACUAGACUAUAGACUAGCUCCUCAGUACCGCUUUCCUGCUCAGUUUGAAGAUAGUAUCACUGCAAUCAAGUUUUUUCUUCAGGAUAAAAUUCUUGAAAAAUAUGGAGUGGAUCCUGCCCGAAUCUGUAUUUCAGGAGAUAGUUCUGGAACCAUAGCAGCAGCAGUGACUCAACAGGUGCAGAGUGAUCUUGAAAUAAAACAUAAAAUCAAGAUACAAGCUCUACUUUAUCACUUACAGUUAAUUGAUUCUUAUUUGCCAUCUUACCAAGAAAAUGAGCACGGUAUAGUUCUGACAAGGGACAUAGCCCUAAAAUUUGUGAGUUUAUAUUUAACAAAGGAUGAAGAAUUUCCCCAGGCAAUGAGAAGAAACCAACACAUGCCUCUGGAAUCAAGACAUCUGUUCAAGUAUGUUAACUGGAGUACUCUCUUACCCAAGAAGUAUAGAAAAGACCAUGUUUAUACUGAACCAAUUCUUGGAAGAUCUAGUUAUUCAUUGCCAGCACUUAUGGACAUCAGAGCAUCACCAUUGUUGGCUGAUGACUCCCAACUACAGAAUUUGCCGUUAACCUAUAUUCUUACCUGUGAAUAUGAUAUCCUGAGAGAUGAUGGGCUUAUAUAUGUUUCAAGACUUCAAAAUGUUGGCGUUCAAGUUGCUCAUGACCAUGUUGAGGAUGGAUUCCAUGCAGCCUUAUCAUUUAUGACAUCACCAUUCUAUUUAAAUCUAGGUCUCAGAAUAAGAGAUAUGUAUGUUAAUUGGCUGGAUAAGAAUUUAUAAAUAUACAUAAAAUAUGUAAUGGGUUAUAAUUUGUAAUAUUUUGUAGUUAUAAUGCAAACAAUAUCAUUUAUAUUAUCUAAAUCUAGAUUUGAAUCAUUUAUAACAUUCACUGUAUUCCUUGAAAUAGUUAUUAAUUUUUCUGAUUCAUAGAACCUGCAUAUGUAAAAUGUACAUAAUCCUCUAUUUUCUCUUUACUUACAGUUUAAGUAUGUUGAUUCUAAUAGGGACAAAUGCUUACUAAAGUAUAGAAAUUAUAAUGGUUACUGGAAAGUUAGAGAAGACUGUUUCCAGACAUGCCCAGAAAUUGCAGUAGUGGGAAGAUGAAAAAUAGGGGGGAAAUUGCAAGGUAAUUGUAUUCAUUUCCUAUAGCUAUUGUACUAAAUUGCUACAGAUUUGGUGGCUUAAAACAACAGAAAUUUAUUCUCUCAGAGUGCUAGGGGCCUGAGGUCCAAAAGCAGUAACGCUGGGCCAAAGUCCAGGUGCUUGAAAGAGCCAUGCUCCCUCUUAAUGCUCUAGCCGGACCUCAUUGACUCUUCCUGUGGCUGCCAAUGUUCCUCACUGUAAACAAUCACUUUAUUCUCCAAGGCCAGAAUCUUCCAAUCUCUCUCUGCUCCAUCUUCACAGGGUAUUCUCCUCUGUCUCCCUCUUAGAAAGAUAAUGUGUUUGCAUUUAGGGUCCACCACAAUAAUCCAGGAUAAUCUCUUUAUCUCAAGAUCCUUAAUUUAAUUACAUUUGCAGAUAUCCCAUUUCCCCCCCAUAUGAGGUAACAUUCAUAGGGAUUAGGGUUUAGGUAUUUUUUAGUGUCACGAGACAUGCUUCUACAAUAUUUUCUUAGCCUCUUUGCUGAAAACUCCAUCUUGUCCUGCUUUACU
Sus scrofa (pig) is the source of this 2088-nucleotide messenger RNA. The record is from RefSeq and is a predicted model, not a curated record. NCBI's taxonomy places the organism in Eukaryota, Metazoa, Chordata, Mammalia, Artiodactyla, Suidae.